CACAACCGCACUACUGAAAAAGUACCGCACUACCGCAACCGCACAACUGAUUUUUCAGUACCGUGCCCACCUCUGGUGUAUGUGUGUGCGUGCAUUAUAUCUGGUAGGUGGAAAGUAGGAUGCAGUGUGUGUAUGUGCAUUAUAUCUUACUUUGCCUUUCCGAGCAACUUGUGGUAAGGAUUGAAGGCACGGUCUGCGGCCGUGCCAACAUUGUCGAAGGGAAGGUACGCGGCUCGAUCUUCAUGACUCUUGGUACGGGCCAGAGAAUAGUCAGUAUGAAAAGAAGAAAAGGUUGACACUUUGUCGCUACCCUUCCCUCAGGCGAGCCGAAUCGCAGUUAUCGUCUUUUAAUUGUAAUAAAUUGACCGCCAAAUUUCUGUAAUGACUGUCCGAGGUGUCAUUAAGCUGGAUUUUUUUUUUUUAACUUUUUCUCAUCAAAGAGUAGAUUUUUUUCUUAUGUUUUUUUUGUUUUCAAAGUAGAAUACAUCAGAGACGCAUUGGCGAUUAAAAAAAAAAAAUGGUUGGUUAGUUGAAAAUCCGUUUUCGUAACACCACAGUCUGCUCAUUUAUCGUCCGGUGGGGAAGGUGGAGAGCACGGAGGAACAGAACACUUGUAUAUCCCCCACUCCUGUUUCAUUGCCCCCGACCCCCCUCUCUCCCUCCGUUUAAUUCAUCUUCUUAGCUGGGGAAUGGAAGAUAGCAUCAGUGUGCUUUGACGCCGCGGAGAAGACUUGUGGCUAGCCUAACUGCGUCUCUGCAUCUUGUUCCCUCUCUCACCCUCCCGUUUAGUUUAUCUUCUUAGCUGGGGAAUGGAAGAUACCAUCAGUGUGCUGGUGACGCCGCGGAGAAAACUUGUGGCUUGUGACUUGUCCACAUCCUUUCAUUCUCUCUGUUUCUCACACACAUGAAUGAAAAUGUUGAAACUGCCAUGAGUAUCAUUAAGAUUCACUGGAAAGAAGAGCAAGAAGAGAAAGGAGAAAAGGAAGAGGAGGAGGAGGAGGAGGAGGAGGAAACUCAGGAUGCGGAGAAAGCGAAGGGUCAAAACAGAGGCUGGUCGCUCAUCUGGGCUGGGUUCUCCAUAAACGUGCUGGCGACGGUGGGGGUCAACUCCUUCGGGGUGCUGUUCUCGCCGCGGCUGCUGGAGUUGGGGUCGUCACCGUCUCUUUUGUCCAGCGUGACGAGCGUGUCGCUGGGCGCCGGCUGUGUGCUGUGCUUGUUCAUGGCGCCGCUGCUGCAUCGAUGGGGAUGCCGUCGUCUGGUGAUGCCGAUCUCCCUGCUCUAUAGCGUCGCCUUCUUCCUGGCAGCCCUCGCCUCCUCGAGGCUGGCAGCGUUUGCUGGAGCCGCUAUGGUUGCCGGGUCGUGUGGCAGGAUCAUUAGCGCGGUGGUGCAGGUGGCCGUGAGUCGCAGUUACCAGCAAAUGCGGCCGCUGGCCAUGGGCGUGACUGCAGUGGGCAUCUCGGUCAGUCAGGUCGUGGGGCCGCCGCUGCUCGCCUUCCUGAUGGGCCACUACAACCUCCGAACGACCCUUCUGCUGACCGGCGUCGUCAUGCUGCACCUUUGCCUCGCCGCCACGCUCUUGCCGUCAGACCCUGCCUGUGACUCCUCUGAGCGGCUGAGUUACUUGGUGGUGCUGCGGCGGCGCGGCGUGCUGUUAUUGUGCCUGGUGAUAGCCCUCUUCAACGCGGGCCUCUUCGUCUCCUGGGCCACGAUCCCGCUGGCCCUGUUCGCCACGGGCCACAGCCCGCACGAGGUUUCCCUGUACCUAAGCGUGGCAGGUCUGGCCAACCUGGUCGCCAGAGUGGCCACCAGUCUGCUACAAGGCCGCUGUUCACGACCACUCUUCGCCCUUAAGGUCGCCUCCGCCAUGGCCGCCGUCGCUAUUUGUGUGUGGCACCUUGUGGAGCAUCGAGUGUGGAAGACGGCGUGGCUGGCCGUGCUCGGGGCAGGCAAUGGCGUCGUCGGAAAUGUCUCAGGUUUGGUGACCCUGGAGGUGGUGGGGCUGAGGCGGCAGGCGGUGGUGGUCAGCCUCGCCUCCAUGUUCUCAGGGGUCGCUAUACUGCUGGUCGGACCUGUGGCAGAUCUGGCUCGAGAGGUGACGGGAACCUACGCCGGCAGCAUGUGCCUGCUGAGCGGCCUCCUCCUGGUGAGCCAGCUGUUGUCGGUGUGCCUGCCCUCUGCCCGCCCACGCUCACGCCCUCCCAACACCCACAAGUACCACCUACUCACCCGCCCCUCAGCGUGAAAAGUGACUCUGACAACCUGCUGAGAAGAGGCUCUCUUAGCGGCAUGUGAAGGACUAGGGAGGUGACAGAUUACGUUUGACUCAAGAACUGUCAUGCGUCAGAGAAAAUGGUUACCAAGAGGAAUAAAAUCACUUUUUAUUAA
Eriocheir sinensis (Chinese mitten crab) is the source of this 2385-nucleotide messenger RNA. RefSeq names its product monocarboxylate transporter 13-like. Gene Ontology annotation, biological process: monocarboxylic acid transport; transmembrane transport. The coding region runs from base 905 to 2242 and encodes 445 amino acids. Lineage: Eukaryota; Metazoa; Arthropoda; Malacostraca; Decapoda; Varunidae. The transcript has 5 exons. The record is from RefSeq and is a predicted model, not a curated record. Gene Ontology annotation, molecular function: monocarboxylic acid transmembrane transporter activity.